AUGCCAAGCACCGUACCGACGACCUUGGACAACUGGUGGUGUGACUAUAGCUCUGAAUAUGCUUUUGUGGGAUUCAGCUAUGAGGUUACAGACUGCCAAAGUGUUGCCGAGCUACAGAACGACUUCACCAACAUAAGAAAUACCUUCAACGGCCGCUACGUGCGCAUAUACGGCUUCUGCGAUCGGAGUAGCUUUUACGACGACGUCGUUAACGCUGCAUGGCGGGCUGGUGUAGGCGUCCAUGCGCUCAUCUGGUUUGGUUUUGACGGUGACAAUCUUUGGCAAGGCCGGAGGGACGCCCUCUUUCAGAGCCUCAGUUCUAAUGCAAAGGCGAAAUUCGUUACUCGCGCUGUCCAAUUCGGAUCGGAACCGCUUUUUGACAAAGUCCUUCCAGAAGAUACGCUCGCCCAGCAAAUCAAGGCCGCAAAGCAAACAUUAUCCAGCCUUAGGAUACCGGUGACUAUCAGCGAGCUGGCAUAUGGGUACCAAGAGCAAGGCGGGGCGCAAGAAAUAUUAAAUGCCAUUGACAUAAUUGAUGCGCAUAUGUUGCCAUUCUUUUCUGCUCAGGCAUCCACUGCAAGCAAAUCUUGGCCAUUGGUCGUGGGAGACCUCAACUGGUUUGUGGUGCAUGGGAAUGGAAAGAAGAUAUAUCUCACAGAGAACGGCUGGCCGUCCCGAACAUCUGAGGGCGUGCAACCAAAUAGCCCCCAAGCAGUGGCUAACGUUGAAAAUGAACAAGCGUACUACGCACUGCUCGACCAACAUUGCUCCGACUUCAAGGCGGUGGCAGGAGGGGGCGUUGGUUGGUUUGCACACAUAUACUCAGAAGAUAUGGAGCCAGGAUACGGGAUUUACGGAAGUAACGGCGCCUUGAAGUUCCCUUUCAGGCCAAGAACGUCGUGUUGA
Laccaria bicolor S238N-H82 is the source of this 906-nucleotide messenger RNA. RefSeq lists its product as uncharacterized. The transcript is spliced from 8 exons. The record is from RefSeq and is a predicted model, not a curated record. Bases 1 to 906 code for a protein of 301 amino acids. NCBI's taxonomy places the organism in Eukaryota, Fungi, Basidiomycota, Agaricomycetes, Agaricales, Hydnangiaceae.